Scophthalmus maximus (turbot) is the source of this 7434-nucleotide messenger RNA. It is a transcript of the gene b4galt6, whose product is annotated as UDP-Gal:betaGlcNAc beta 1,4- galactosyltransferase, polypeptide 6. The record is from RefSeq and is a predicted model, not a curated record. Gene Ontology annotation, molecular function: UDP-galactose:glucosylceramide beta-1,4-galactosyltransferase activity. Gene Ontology annotation, biological process: glycosphingolipid biosynthetic process; carbohydrate metabolic process. The transcript has 9 exons. NCBI's taxonomy places the organism in Eukaryota, Metazoa, Chordata, Actinopteri, Pleuronectiformes, Scophthalmidae. The coding region runs from base 627 to 1775 and encodes 382 amino acids.
AGGGCGGUGUUACACCAACCGGACACGCCCUCUGCAGUGCCAGCAGAAAAUGAAAUGGAGGCAGACUUGACAUUUUUCAGUUCAGUCUAUUUAUCAUCAUGCGUGUGGAAUGUGGGAAAUCGGCGUUUAAACAAGCAGUGGUCUGGACUCGUGUGCGCUGUGUGAUGAAUUAUUAGUGUGGCGAGUGUGUUGGAAACGUCGCACCGGCCGACAGUAGACUGUGGGAGAUGGCUGAGCGAUCCUACACCCUUCAAUGACAGCGUUAAAAGCCUCACUGGUGAACCCGCAACCAUGGAAGACCACCAUGCCUAUCGUUGAGCAGGAUUACCACUGAACUUUUGGCCCGUAGUAUUACGGUUUUAACAUGCCCGACCAGCGGUUCUCCGGGAGAGGCUAACAAUUGCCUGAUAUGAACGUUAUUGCCUGGUUUUUCAUCUGGAAAGUUCUGAGCAGGGGAAAGCGGGUCAGCACCGCUGGCUUUAGUCUUUUCCGCGCUGCAGCUCUGGGCAUUUAUCGAGCGUGUUUUUCCAUUACCAGACAUUAUUGCUUCAAUUUCUGGACCUUUUAACUCCAAUAAGCAUUUUAUGCGAUUCAUAUCGGCGAGGGAGGAGCGGGCCUAAGCCAAAAUGGUGAACUGGAAGCGGCUGCUGCGAAUGUCUAACCGAUCGUUUAUGGCCUUCAUAUUCUUCUUCUCCAUGUCCACUACUUGUCUCUACUUCAUUUACGUGGCUCCUGGAAUAGCCAAUACAUACUUCUUCAUGGUGCAGGCCCAGGGCAUCAUGUUGAGGGACAAUGUAAGGAGCAUUGGCCAGAUGAUCCGAUUGUACACCAACAAGAACAGUACAGUCAAUGGAACAGACUAUCCUGAUGGCAGUAACACCAGCGAAUACCUGGUCCAGCCAACUACGUAUCUUCCAGAGAACUUCACCUAUGUCCAGAACCUCCCCUGCCCUGAGCGAUUACCUUCUAUGAAGGGCCUUAUGGAAGUGAACAUGACAGAGAUCCCUAUGGAGGAGAUAGAAUUGAAGUUCUCCAAGUUUUUUGACAUUGAAUUUGGAGGCCAUUGGAAACCAAAGGACUGCAGACCUCACUGGAAGGUGGCAAUCCUGGUUCCAUUUAGAAACCGCCGUGAACAUCUCCCCAUCCUCUUCCAACACCUCAUACCUAUGCUGCAGAGACAGCGGCUGCAGUUUGCCUUCUACAUCAUCGAACAGAGUGGGACCCAGCCCUUUAACAGAGCCAUGCUGUUUAACGUGGGAUUCCUGGAGGCCAUGAAAGACUUGAACUGGGACUGCUUGAUCUUCCAUGAUGUUGACCACAUCCCUGAGAAUGACAGAAACUUCUAUGGCUGUGGUCAGAUGCCACGCCAUUUUGCUGCCAAAUUGGACAAAUACAUGUACAUUCUUCCAUACAGUGAAUUCUUUGGUGGUGUAAGUGGACUCACUGUGGAGCAGUUCCGUAAGAUCAAUGGCUUUCCCAAUGCAUUCUGGGGCUGGGGAGGAGAAGAUGAUGACUUGUGGAACAGAGUUCACUAUUCUGGUUUGAAUGUCACACGUCCAGACGGAGACAUUGGCAAGUACAAGUCAAUUCCUCACCACCACAGAGGAGAGGUGCAGUUCCUUGGGAGGUAUAAACUGCUGAAGUAUUCCAAAGAACGACAACACUUGGACGGCCUCAACAAUCUCCAUUACAGCCCCCAUAUCUCCCUCAGCAACCUCUACAAGAACAUCACGGUCGACCUGUACCCUGAGCUUGCCCCUAUCACAGACUACUGAGCUGGCCCACAAACUCCUGUCCAACCCCUACUCCACACCCCAGCUUGCCCAGCUCCUCUCUAGUCUGAACUUCUAAAGCCAUUUUCUGCAAUUUAGUGGCAGAGGGGGGGCGGCGGAGAGGAGGGGGCACAGCCUGGGAUAGGUGAAGAAGCGCUAGAAAAGAUAUACCCAUAUUCCAUACUGGCUGAGCUAUUCAAGUUGUUUUAGGUUAGGGGGAGCAGCAGUGUCUCAGCUCUUGAUGUUUACUGCAAAGCCUUAAUGUGGCAAAACGACAGCUCCGUCUGCUUGGCUACGCACUGCUUCACUUCGUAUGUAUCACCUUCACCUUAUAAGCCAACAGAGAAAUUUUUGUCUCACAUAUUUGUUAUAUACAUAUCAUUAUGUUAGGCCACAGUAUUCCUUUAAAAGGAGGGAUCUGUCCCAUCAUUAAUAUUUUAAAUGUAAUUUUUUUUAUACAUGCUAUUUAUUUUCUCUUAUUCAGGAUGUUUGAAGAAGCACUCCUUUUUAUGUCACUCAAGUAUUUGCUGUUUGUUUUACUGCACUGCUGCUGAAUCCGCAUGAACAUGUAUGUAAAUAUCGACCUCUUAAAGGUCGAACCCAGACAAACAUAUGUAAAUAUGGCCCUUUAAACGCUCGGGCAUAUCUUAGUGAUAUUCCAGUUAUUUGAUUUUUUUUUUUUGGCAGCUAUUUAAUUAGAGUGAGUUGUUUCUUCCUACUAGAAAGAUUGUCUAACAAUAUAGGAUGUUUGGCUUAAAAAUAUCCAGAAGUAUCUAAAUCUCAAGUAUCUAACCUUUUUCUUUCUUUUUUUCCCCUUGAGUUGCACUGUGUGAAAAGUAGUGCUGCUCUUCAAUAGGAGGGCAUGACUGAGUCUCAUCCAUGACAUCGUACAAAGAGCAGGGCCAGCCAAAAAAGCAGGAGUGUGUCUACACAACAUGCUUUACUGCAGGUUUAUUGCCUGGUAGUUAAUGGUGUAUAAUUUUGCUCAGGUGUUUUUUUGUUUUUUUUUUACAUUUUGUAUUGAUUUUGUUUAUUUUUCCGUGAUUUAGUGCUGGACCAUGUGAAAAAGCUGCUGGUUGUACUUUACCAUGCACUGAGCAUCCAAUUUGAGGCUGGAUACUAUGUGUUUGGACUAUGAGGCAGCUAGAAGGGCCAGGAUGAGAGAAGCUUGGUGUCAGCUUCUCACAGCUGAAGCCAUUGCUGCUCCUGUUCUUGCACACAAUGUCACAAUGUUUCAUUUUCUAAAUCUUUGAACACCAAAGAUGGAGAGAAAGGUGGGGGCAGAUAUUCGGACCAGAUGUUCACUGUUGAGAUUAUUUUCUAAAUCUCUAGGUUUUGAAUUAACCAUGAAUUGGAUAUUUGGACAUUUUCUUCCUUGUGAUGUUAAAUCAGAACUUUGACCAAUUUAGAUCUGGACCUUAUUCCCUGUCUCAUCAGACUAUUUAAACUUUCACAUGAUUCGUCCCUUCGAGCCACCUAUACACUUUGCGAUUUUUGUUUUUGCCCUUCAGUCUAAAUGGUGCUCCUACAACUUACUGUUAGACACAUCCACUGAGGGCCCAUUUAGAGCUUUGGUGACCAAAGAAAUGUAAGAACUUUAGAACCAAAUACUCUCUAUGACACUAUUGCUGUGACCAUCAUCUAUAUUUUUUAUUACAUAAAUAAGGUUGAGAAUUCAAUAUACAGUAAAUGGUAAUUUUAGUACCUGUUCUGGAGCCUUUUUAAAUUUAUUAUAACACUUGAUCUUCAUCAGCUUCAUCACUUUAACCCCCUCAAAAAAAAGAUUGACAGAAGAUGGAUUAUGCAUGUUGAUUAAUUGGUCCUGCUUGGAUUUAAUUUUUAUUUUGAAUAAGGAAACAAUUAUUGGAUAACUAAAAGUUAAUCUAAAAAUAUUUUGAUUAUUGAUGCAAAAAACUAACUGAGCCCAUCACAAAUGUGAAUAUAUUUUUUAUCAUAAGAAAGUGAAUAUUUUUUCGUUUUUGGCUGUUGGUCAGACAAAACAAGCAAAGAAAUCACACAAAAUUGUUUUUGGCCAGACAAAUAAUCGACUGGAGAAGAUGAUCAGCAGAUAAAAUGUGAUGUUUUGUGAUGUUUUGUUGUAAUGUGAUACUCUGAAAAUGUAGUAUUACGUUUUCAGUAAAAUUACAAGAGACAGUUAAAAAAAAAGUGAAAAUCAAAUCAUAGGUACCUUCACUUGUUGAAUAUAUGCCCAGUUUGAGCUGGACGUUCCCUGUGCAACUGACUAAUGAAGCCAUUUUAAUUCAAGAAUAAUGGCAUCAAGCUCUGAAAACACUGAACAGUUCCUAUAAUACAAAUCAAUCAUAUUUUUUUAAGAUCCUCUGGCCCUUAUUAAUGCAGAUUUGAGGAUUGUAACAGACUUUCUGUUUUAAAUGUUUGGUCAAACAGUUGUCACAGGCAGAGUUGUACUUGACUAGUACAAUGAGCUUUAUGUGUAAAACUGAUCAUUUUCCCCUGACAGAUGAGGCAGGUGAGGAUUAACAAUGUUACGGACUAACAGAGGUCUCUUUAACACAAAGUUGUGCAUCAUUUUUCUUCUCUCUUCUUCAUUCAGCAAGCAGAACAGGAAUUUAUUAGGAAUUGGAAUUUAAGAGGAGGAUGUGCUGUCUUUCACAGCACAUGCCGCUUUUAAAUUCCUGAUCCCCCAAAGCCAAAACUCCAAGUCCAAGUGCUAAACUGGUAAGUUCUGUCUGUGGUCAGCUUUAUAAAGAGUUUGCAUAUGUCUUUUGCUCUGGUGAGUGAAUCUCAGUACCAGCAAAUUAUGAUUCUACCCACCUCAUUAGCGCUUUUUAUCACAUGGCUGUCAGAAAUAUCUAAAAUGGCUCAAAUGUAUAUUCUUUUUUCUCUUUACCUUCUACUGAAAACUGGUUACCAAAUUGUCAAUCUUUUCCCCCUUCAUGUAAUCAUAUCAAGUCAGACUGAAUUAAAUAUGUUCAUGAUAAGAAUCCAAAUAAUCUAAUGAAAAACUCAGUCAGCUCAGUCUACCUUGACAUGUGUAAUGAUCAUGUUCAACAAGUUUUGCCGACUAAAACUAAGCGUUGAGUUUUUAUAUCACUUGCAGUUGAGGUUUCAUCUCAUUUGCUAAGAAAUCAAUGCAAAUCAACCUCCCCUGUUUCCUUUUAAUAUUAAUGAUUUCAAGUACACAUUGCUAAAGCUUUCACUUGAAUCCACCAAGAACUGUACACUCAAACCUCUUCAAUAUCCUUGCAUCCAUGGCCUCUUACAAAGACAUUUGGAAGAAAAAAAAUCAGUAAUUUACUUUCUGCCACUAAAUUAAAAGAGGAGUUACAGAGAGGCUUUGUUUUGUCAACAGUGCUGCAUGCAGCUUUCUACUGAUGAGGUAUUACUGAUCAGAUUGCUGAUGUGAUAUGUUCAUGCUAAUGAUUAAACAUUAGCAUGAGAGAUGAAUGUACCACGACUCAUCAAACCCAGUUUGACAGUUUUAGGACCCCCUGAGCCCCGUCCCCUUCCGGCACAGGAAGGGGGCACAGGGAGGGGGCAUGAGAAACGAACCAUUUGUUUCUAAUGCACCAGCGAUAAUCUUGCAGGUGCAGCUAUGAAGAAAAGGCAGUUUUAUAUUUGUAUUUCUUUCUACAGGUACACUCAACAAAGGGAUGAGUGUACCUGGUUGUUGUUGAGUUCACCUGUGCCGCUUUCACUUGUCACACUUAACUAUUUCGACUAUGGUCAAAAACCUGGAACAUACGCCUGCAUGGAAACAAAUUGGACAACCUCAAAAAAACUGAAGUGCCUUCAAGUAUUCCAUUGAUUCCCUCUAACCACAGUCUGAAAAUUGUAUAAAUCCACUCCAUUCCAACUACAAAGGACUGGUAUAACAGACGUAUAUUUACAUUUGGACACUUAUUUGAGCAAGAUCAUCUGAAGUCCUUUGAACAACUGAAAUCCUCCUUUGGGCUUCCUUCAAAUCAUUUUUUUAAGUUCCUGCAAGUCAGGGACUAUAUUAUAAUGAAGCAGGGAGGGAAACUUGUCCCUUUGGAGGAUUUUCAAAUAGACAUUAUGUUACAAGAAAAACACACUCCUAGAGGUUUCCUAUCUUUUACCAUUAAGAGACUCAUGGCCCUUAUAGAAAGUAAAUCUCUAAGUGGGAAACGGACAUUGGUGAGGCUUUUGAGGACUCUGAAUGCCAGCUGAUUUGUGCUAGCUCUCAAGCAUUCUCUUAUAACAGUCAACACAAACUAUUGCAUUUUAAUCUUAUACACAUAGCUUACUAUACACCCGAAAAGUAGUAGCCACCCAGAACAAUGUCCAAGGUGUAAAGCGGAAACAGGAUCCCUUAUACACAUGUUUCGGACAUGUAGGUGCCUGGAGCACUACUGGCCAUCCGUUCUGGACAUCAUUAAAAACGUUGUGGGGAAGAGCCCAACCAACCCAAGGCUGACACUGUUGGGAGACUACUCAGUUUUACCCAUCAAUUUGAGGGGCAAUACUCGCUUUGUCAGACUAGCCCUAAUUGCGGCUGAUAAAUGUAUAGCCAUUCGCUGGAAAAGUGAGGAACCCCCUAGUGUAUCCUUGUGGCUCAAAGAACUGUCUUCAUACUUACCUUCAGAAAAUGUUAUGUUUAACCUUACGAAGAAGCCGUUUCUUUUUGACAAAUGCUGGCGAGAGUUUGUAACCUUACAAAAUAAACCUUCUCUUAAUGAUGAUGCCCACACUUGAAACUACAUUGCAGGGCCCUUCUGAGACCUUACUUUUAUAAUAGGUUUUUGUUCUGUUUUUUUUCUCUUGUGUGUGUGAGUGUAUCUUUCCUCCUAAUGUAACAGUUACACUUGGGUAUUUAUCUUUUGAUGUCAUUACUGACAUCCUUAAUACUGUCACUACUAUUGAUAUUAUGUUGGGGGGUUCACGUUUGACGCUGCUCGCAUUGUACUGAUUAUCCGCUAUCAAUGUAUGGGAGGAAACAGAAAAUUCAAUAAAUAUAUUUAAUGUUUUAAAAAAAAGUGAGCUACAUAGAGGACUUUAUAUUUUUCAUUAUCUGAUGCAUUUAUCACACCCAUCUAUUCAUUUUAAUCCUACAGUCACAAUGUGGACAUUGUGAUGAGUUUGUCCGUCGAGGUGUCCAGAGAGCUGCAGACCUUGGCAUGCUGUUCUUGUCUGGUUGGUGGACUGUGGUGGAAAAAGCCUUUUUCCACUCUGUUCCCACUCCCUGUGAGUAAGAGCAGCACCUGAUGUCCUCAUCAUCCACUGUGGUGAUGACAACAUGAGAAAGAUCAGUAGCAUCAGGCUGUUCAACAUGAGGACAACCUGCACCACUCCCAUCCAGCACUUCGUGACCUGUAACUCCUAAUAGUUGGCAGUGUCACUGCUAUUGAAUUUGGACUUUAGGACACACUUUCUUAAGCCUAAACAUAUCCCUGACUGUUAAGGACAAUGUUGAGUUUAUUUUUAUGUUCGUUAUGUUUGGUAAAACAAAUACCAAUAGCUACAACACUUAUUACAUCUUCUCUUCCUCACCCCUACAAUUCCACACCCUUCUCCUCCUGCCACAUGGACUCUGCAGCUCUGGACUCAUUCUGAGCACAGCUGUUACCACUUGCACAGGCCCAGUCUGUAUAUUAAAUGUGUUAAAUGUGUUGCGUUUUGUUCCUUUGUUCCUUCAAUAAAAAUAAAUCCGAGAGUUAAUCUA